Gilbertella persicaria is the source of this 1758-nucleotide messenger RNA. Its product is annotated as RNA polymerase III transcription factor IIIC subunit-domain-containing protein. The record is from RefSeq and is a predicted model, not a curated record. Gene Ontology annotation, cellular component: transcription factor TFIIIC complex. Gene Ontology annotation, biological process: transcription initiation at RNA polymerase III promoter. The transcript has 6 exons. Lineage: Eukaryota; Fungi; Mucoromycota; Mucoromycetes; Mucorales; Choanephoraceae. The coding region runs from base 153 to 1604 and encodes 483 amino acids.
GUUUGAGUCUAUUCAAUAUCAAAUAGUUAUUUCUGUUGGACAAGGUUGCACUGAAUUCAUGCAUACAAACAGGAAUAAAAAAAAAAAGUGACCGCUUUUCAUAAAAGGUUAAAAAAAAGAAAAAGUCAUUUUUUUCAUUUCUCUCUUUCUAUAUGCCAGAUUAUUCAACAGCACCUACACUUCCUAUUCCAGACAACCAGUUCUUAUGUGUUGAAUACCCGGGUUAUGUGAAAAAUCCAGACCGUGCUAUUCAAAAACUAGGAGGCAUCAAAACCCUGAGUGAAGCCUUAUUGACAGAUACUUCGGUUGACCUGCAUUAUCGUACUCAUCCUUUUGCUCACCCUAUUCGAGGUGAUGUCAUCAACAGCAGUAAGAUACUUGUCAAAGUCACUCGACGCGUCAAGAAAUCAACAGGAGAAACCAUAGGACCCUACAAGACAGACAUUAUGGGCACAAUAACCAAAACCAUACGGUAUCGUGCCUUGGCUGAUUUUCAAUACAAUGUGCCUCAACAGAAUCGUAUUCGUCGUCUAAAAGAGGAUUUGGGUAAAGGCAGAGUGGAUUCAUUGAUAAGAUUUGAAAUGGAGCAAGGGGACCUUGUGGCAGACGAUUUGGAGACAUUGCCUCCACCUGUCUUUACUCCUCAUGAGGCCUUGUUUGAUUAUGGGUAUCGACAAAAUACACCUGUGUUGCGUGUCCGUGUCAGACAACCAGAUGGUUCUUUCCAAAUCAAAUUGAUCAACAGAACAAAAGUCUCAAGCAGUCAUUCGACUGUUAUUCGAUUUCAAGAGGACAAUGUGCCUAUUCAACCAUGGCAUACAUUGCCUUCUUUGCAUCAUGAAUACCAAACUGAACUUCAUAAGGCAUUAGUGGAAUUGUUUGAACAACGUCCUAUUUGGUCUCGCUAUGCACUCAAGUGUUCCACAGACCCUCGCUAUCAAAAAUUCAUGAGAAGUGUAUUAAACCAUGUAGCCUAUACAUUUCAAUCAGGUCCAUGGCGUGAUUGUUGGGUGAAAUAUGGUGUUGAUCCUAGAAAAGAUAGAAAAUACCACAUAUAUCAACAAGUAGAUGUCAGAAGAAGAGUCAAUAUCAGGACACGAUGGAGACAUGUCAAGCGACCUAAACCAGACUUUGGUAUAGAUAUCAAACCAGAAACCAUCACAGAAGAACCCAGUAUGGAAGAUGAGGUGUAUCAGUUUGAUGGUCAAAUAGCACCUGGCCGUACUUCAAUGUAUCAAUUAUGCGAUAUUAAAGAUCCUGAAAUAGCACCACUUAUUACUCAUCCUGCUUAUUUAAAGGAUACUUGUUCUCGAUACAGCGGUUAUUAUUAUCACUGUGUGCUUGACCGUAUUCGUAAAGCAUUGAAAGCCAAGUAUUUCUCGAUUGUAGAUAAAGGUUAUGCAGAACCCAUGGAGGAUAUUGAGAAGGGAUUAAUGGAAGACAUUGAAAGAGAAAAAGCAAAUCAAGGACAAGAAGAAGAAGAGGAGGAGGAGGAGGAAGAAGAGGAGGAGGAUAGAGAAAGAGCAGUUCAAGAAGCGAUGUCCUUUGAUCAACCCUUAAGUGAAGUGGCUGAUAAUUAUAUUGAACAACUAGGUAAGGAAUAAACACAUGAAAUGAUAUGUUUAAACAAUCCAAAGGCAAUGUGGUAGACAUGGAUCAAUUAGAAGAAUAUGAUGUUGAAGAAGAAUGGGAUGAAGAAGAAGAGGAGGAUGAAGUCAUGGAAGAAGCCACAUCAACUGUUUAAUUCAGGAAAUAAAG